This is a messenger RNA of Amaranthus tricolor (Joseph's coat), 1437 nucleotides long. RefSeq lists its product as uncharacterized. The coding region runs from base 64 to 1170 and encodes 368 amino acids. The transcript is spliced from 7 exons. Gene Ontology annotation, molecular function: nuclease activity. The record is from RefSeq and is a predicted model, not a curated record. NCBI's taxonomy places the organism in Eukaryota, Viridiplantae, Streptophyta, Magnoliopsida, Caryophyllales, Amaranthaceae.
GGAGCAGUAAGUAACCUUUUGGCAAGAAUUCCAAGUUCCAACAGCCAAACAGAGAUUUGAAGAAUGCUGAUUAACCCACUAACUACCAAUCCAAGAUUUCCCAAAAGCAAAGCUGCCCAUUUUCAGCAACUUAUCAAUAAUAACAACACCAAAUCCAGUUGCCCAUUUUCACAUCAUUAUCCCCUCCAUUCUAGAUAUUAUUCCAGAGAUUCCAGAUGUUUUUCCACCAUAUCUACUUCCAUUCCCAGGGCGUUUCAGAAAUGGGUAUCAUUGAAAGACAAUUGGCUAAGGUUGGCUUCCUGGAUCAUCUUCAUAUACUUGUUUUCCCUUACCCCAUAUGUGUAUGCACAAGACCAUUCCUCGUUGCUCGUUAGGCACUCUUGCGAAGAUGUUCAAAGUUAUUAUGCUAGUGUCGGCCAACUAAAAGGCAAGGCAUUAAGUAGAAAACUGAACUCCAUCAUUGCUGGGCAUCAUUCGUUAUCAUACAAAGAGGUUUGGGAUGCUCUUAAGAUUCUUGACGCUGCUGAUUUUGAUGAACCAGAAUCUUCAUCUGAAAUAGUUGAGAUCUACUCGGCAAAAGUUGUUCCCAAGCGUUUAGCUGGAAAACCUGAAGGCUGGAAUCGAGAACAUCUCUGGCCGCGAUCAUAUGGGCUAACGCGUGGUCCAUCCUUAUCUGAUUUGCAUAACAUUCGCCCAGCAGAUGUGAACGUGAAUUCGUCCAGAGGUAACAAGUAUUUUGGAGAGUGCCAAGUCGAAUCUACACAUUGCGUGAAGCCUGCAAACAAGGAAGCUGCUUCUGAUACCGAAACAGAUAUGAAAAUAUGGGCUCCACCUAAACGGGUUAGAGGAGAUGUUGCAAGAGCAGUGAUGUACAUGGCGGUUCGUUAUGGGUUUCACCAACCGGCUAAAGGUCCUACUCUUCGCUUAUCAGAUUCUCCAAGCAUGGUGAAAAGGGAAAUGGGAUUACUCUCAAUAUUGCUGAAAUGGAAUGAGUUAGACCCUCCAUCUCAUGAGGAAAAGUUGAGAAAUGAAAGAGUAUGUAGGCUUUACCAGCACAAUAGAAAUCCAUUUGUAGAUCAUCCUGAGUUUGCUAAUUUGAUUUGGAAACAACCCAUUUCAACACACCAAAAAAUCUUCUCCUACUUAAAAUCAGCUGUUUAUAUGCAAUAAUAUUGAUGAUAUUUACCGAUUAAUAUGUAACUACACAUUUUAUUACUCUAAUGUCACUGAGUGGCUUCCACUUAAGUUGAGCUUGAAGUGAUUGUAUAUAUACAACUUUUCCCGUAAAAAUAAAGAGGUUGUAAAGAUUAAUCCUUGAUAGAAAACACGAUUUCCAAUGUUUACAUAAAUAAGGAGUGUUCGUGAUUUAAUAAAAUAAUUCAUCAUAAUCAAAAAUCAAAGAAAUACUUCAUUAAAUCUUUGACUCUAUCAAGAAUG